Molecule: messenger RNA, 3804 nt
Organism: Acipenser ruthenus (sterlet)
Lineage: Eukaryota; Metazoa; Chordata; Actinopteri; Acipenseriformes; Acipenseridae
Product: kelch-like protein 33
Exons: 4
Coding region: 444-2624 (726 amino acids)
Molecular function (GO): protein binding
Source: RefSeq, a predicted model, not a curated record
AUACUGUACGGGGAACAAAUGCUUCCAGCUGGAAAACUCUAAAUACACCUGCAAAUAGGAUCAUUUGAUUGACAGGAAUAGCUUUGCAACCAAGGGCAAGCUGCCAUUGGUCUAAUGUGGCAACUCCCACUUUCAUGUCAACCUUCCAUCAAUGGCAGCUACCAAUAACAAGCCAGGUGAUUAAACCUCUAUCUCUUUGCUGUCUGUGCCAUAGUUUGAGUAUUGCUGCUACACCUCGUUUUCAGCUGAUCGGAAUUUCAAAGCAGCACUGAAUGGCCUGAAAGGUGACGCCAAACACCAAAACCAAACAAGUCAAAAGUCAAAUCGUAGUAGUUUACUGAAAGACUGUCGCAAUAACAUAUUACCAAGAGCCUGUUUGUUUUGCUUGGGAGUGUCAAUUGGAAAGGCACAGGAGCAGGGGUUACAAGCAUUGGAGUGGUGGCAUGGCAUCCAGGCUUCCCUCCUCUCAACACUCUGUGGGGGCAACACCACAAGCCCUCAAGCACUAUGAGAACCAGGACUACCCUUCCCAGUUCUUUCACGCUGUGACCAAGCUGAAAGAAGACAGCCUUCUGGCCGACCUGCUCAUCGGACUGAACGGGGGGAGUUGGAGGGUUCACUCAGUGGUUCUGGCUGCUGUCAGCUCUCUGGUUAUGGGGGAGCUACGCCAAGGCAGGAAACAGGAUCUCUGUUUGGACGGUAGGGUUGGAGAGGCAGGGCUGGAGACCGUUUUGAAGUUUGCUUACUCCGGGGAAGUUGAGCUGAGCAGGGAGAAUCUAUCUGAAGUCAAGCAGGCUGCUGGGGUCCUGGGAGCGGAAAAGGUUUUAAAGUUAUGCCAAGACUUCGAGCAGUCGUCAGGUAACAAGACUGAGGAAUGGAGAAGUUUACCAGAGAAAAUCAGACGGGCGAACCUGCAGUGUAUCAGAGCAAUGUGGGAAGAGCAGCUCAUCUGUGAUGUGAAGCUGGAGGUGGAUGGCGUGUAUUUUUAUGUGCACAGAGCCAUUCUGGCAGCCGGCAGUGACUUCUUCCGAGGAAUGUUUACAAGCGGAAUGAAGGAAGCCAGUGAGGACACCAUCCCAAUGUUCUCCCUCUCUCCUGAGGAGCUGUCUGCCCUGCUCUCCUUCAUCUACUCCGGGACCCUGCAGCUCGGCUGGGACAAUGCCUUUGAGCUCACCCUGGCCUCCAUGCAGAUCCAAUCCCAUGGGGCCAUCUCCCUUUGCAUGGAUUUCCUCCACGGUGAAACCGACCCCCAGUCCUGCCUGGACGUAGCAGCUUUCGCUGAAGCCUACAGCCUAGGGGAGCUGAAGGAAUUUGCCGACGAUUACGUCUUACGAAACUUCCAAGAAGUCGGUUCCACUCCCAAGUUUCAAGACCUCUCCCUUGACCAGUUGUCCCGCUACCUGGCCGAGGACUCCCUCUGCGCCUCCAACGAGCUGGAGGUCUUCCGGGUGGUGGUGGGAUGGAUUCGCGCAGACCAAUUAGAGCGGUUGGCCCACGCGGAAGAACUCAUGAAACUGGUUCGGUUCCCACUCAUGACUUUCAGGCAGUUUAAAGAGGUGCGGGAGGUGAAUAUCUCUCUCAAGCAGGAAGGGUGCAAUGACCUGUACGCAGCGGCACUCCAGGAGUUUGGUUGGACCUCUGGCAGUAUGGAGCAGCACUGUCGCGUACGGAAGCCAAGCCUGGCUCUGGUCCUGGUGGCAGGGGAUCAGAAAGCCCCAGAUUUUGCCUCGAGGAAGCCCAGCAGGGACCUCUGGUUUAGCAACAGUUUCAGCAGAAGCACGGGGCUGAGGACACACAUUGAGUGGUGUCACCUGUCCACCAUGCCAGGGCCCGGCCGCUUCAGGCACGCUACUGUGGUUUUAGAUAACAACCUGUAUGUGUUUGGUGGGAGCGACUUUUACGGAAAGUGUGAUACUCUGAAAACUGCUUUUCGUUACGAUCCCAGUCAGGAUAGCUGGAAACAGCUUCCAGACAUGAAGGAACCUCGCAAUUACUGCUCUGCUGUGAUUCAAAACCAGCACAUCUACAUACUGGGAGGAGAUAUCGACACAGAACACAACCUGGGCAGUGUGGAGUGUUACAACCCCACCACAAACUCCUGGCGGUAUGCCCAGCCCUUGGAUCAAGCCCUCAGUGGUCACGGGGCUGUGUCGUGGAACGGAGAAAUCUAUGUCUCGGGCGGAUUCAACUGCAAUUACCAUUGCCUGGUGUCCAUGUUUCACUACCACCCAGAAAAGGGCACUAUCUACCUGGCCGAUAUGAACCACGACAGAGCAGAGCACGUGAUGGAGGCCAUCCGAGACAAGAUGUACGUGGCAGGGGGAGUGCGCAACCAGGCCCGGUUCUACAGCGAUCAGUUUGUGUGCGAGGUGUAUGACCCCAGCAGGGAUUCCUGGACUCUGCUCGCGAGGCUUCCCAAACCCCACGUCAACGCGGCCUCCGGGGUGCUGGAGGAGAAGCUCUACGUACUGGGAGGGUUCAGCCAGGAGGAUUACACCGAGACCGGCUUGGCUCAUCGCUACGACCCGCGCUGGGAUAACUGGGAGACAGUGGGGAGAAUGCCUGGUCCCACCACCGACAUCAGAGCCUGCGUGCUCGCAUUGCCUCCUCAUUUGCGCCACUGAUCCCAAAGACAAAGGCCAAUGUUCCUUUGUGAAGAGCGAUUUGUUUUAGUGGUUGCUUAUCAAAGUUGAGUUGUAAUCAGUAGGCAAAUGUUUUUUAUCACCAAUACCUGACACACAAUAUGAGGUACUAAAGUAUGAACAAUAAAUCACUUGGGUAGUUCGGGAGAGCUACAAAAUUAAAUUUAAAAAAAUAGGCACGCCACUUGAUUUUGAGAUUUCAGUCUGUUGCAGUAGGACAUGCUGUUUGGUUUUCUUUAACUACAGGUGGUAUAACUAUGGAGUUUAUAACAUGCAUUCUCUGAGAGCUUCCACAAUGCGAGGGCUGGCUGGACUUUGCAUUACAGUGCUUGGCAGCAGUGUUUGCCACAAAUACAAAUGUGUGGCAGUUUAUAAAUACCCCUGUGGAAGAUUUAAACUCACAUAUCUGCUUGUUAUGCACAUGAAACAAAGCCACAGUAACUGAAAACCAAGAGGCAAAUUAGUCAUUGUCUGAUUUAAUUGAUGACUUUAAUAGACCACACAUGCAAUUAAUCUAAAAUAAUAAGAGAAAAGGAACACAUAUCCACACAUGGUAACGUGCAGGAGACUUUUUAGAAGUUGUUGUAGAUGCCUAAUUAAAACACAAAGUGAUCAAACAUUUUCACACAUAGUCUUGACCUUUCUGCUCCCUCCUAUCUCCAGACUUUUCUCCCUACACCCCAUCUCGCCCCCUCAGCUCCUCCACCACUGGCAGAUUAGCUGUACCCUCCCUCUGCUCUCCCGCUUCCAGAGCGAAAGUUUUAACUGCUCUUAGUCAAACUCGCUCUUGCUUAUAAUUUACUGAAUUCUUUAUUUUGCUCUUACCUGAAUUUGAUUUUAUUGUACCUUCAUAAUUGCUCAUAUGUAUUAUGAUAUUCUGUAAUAUUAUAUUUUAUAAUGUUAUAACUUGUUAUGUGAUAUGUGAGUCAGCCACUGACUCAUUGUGUGACCCUGAGCAAGUCAUUUAACCUCCUUGUGCUCCGUCUUUCGGGUGAGACGUAUUUGUAAGUGGCUCUGCAGCUGAUGCAUAGUUCACACGCCCUAGUCUCUGUAAGUCGCCUUGGAUAAAGGCGUCUGCUAAAUAAACAAAUAAUAAUAAUAUUUUAUAAUGACUCGUGCUUUCCUGUCCCGUGAUUUUGCCCUAAAUAAAUACUGUAUAUAA